Molecule: messenger RNA, 358 nt
Organism: Spodoptera exigua (beet armyworm)
Lineage: Eukaryota; Metazoa; Arthropoda; Insecta; Lepidoptera; Noctuidae
Source: the annotation of a GenBank genome assembly
GCCCAACGCACGUGUCUAAAGUUGCAACAGAUAACAACAAAUUGUCCAACUCAACCUUAUGGAUAACCAGUGGGGCGGGUACGACUAUGAAACGCCGUCAGAUUACACUUGGAAAUCAAACAUGGAGAAAGAAUCUACUACAAAGGUCGUAGAGGCCAUGUCUGAAGCUAGGGUUGGUGUGACGUCAUGGGACGUUCAUGGGAACAUGUGGAGUGCAGCUGUUGGGGCUAUUAUCGGAGCUGGUACUGUUCUGCUGAUUGCCGUCGUGAUUCUCAUGUGGAGGAAGCCGAGGCGACAGGAAUUGCCUUUGCUAGCACCUAUGGAUGUCGCCCAUAACAUUUAUGUGUCAUUGUUUUGA